AUGUCGGCCUUUGUUGGAAAGUAUGCAGAUGAGCUGAUCAAGACUGCAAAGUACAUUGCCACACCAGGGAAGGGCAUUUUGGCUGCAGAUGAGAGCACAGGCACCAUUGGCAAGCGUUUAUCAAGCAUAAAUGUUGAGAAUAUCGAGUCCAACCGCCAAGCCCUGCGCGAACUCCUCUUCACAUCCAGCAAAGCCCUGCCUUACCUCUCUGGUGUUAUCCUCUUUGAAGAGACCCUCUACCAGAAAACCUCUGAUGGGAAACCAUUUGUUGACCUCCUCAAUGAAAACAAUGUUAUUCCUGGAAUCAAAGUUGACAAGGGUGUAGUUGAAUUAGCCGGGACUAAUGGUGAAACUACAACCCAAGGCCUUGAUUCACUAGGAGCUCGCUGCCAGCAAUACUACAAGGCCGGCGCACGAUUCGCCAAGUGGCGUGCUGUCCUCAAGAUUGGCCUAACCGAGCCAUCUGAAUUGUCAAUCCAGCAGAAUGCUCAAGGGUUGGCUCGUUACGCAAUCAUUUGUCAGGAGAAUGGUCUGGUGCCUAUUGUGGAGCCUGAGAUUUUGACCGAUGGAGCUCAUGACAUUAAGAAAUGUGCUGCUGCAACCGAGACUGUGCUUGCAGCUGUUUACAAGGCAUUGAAUGAUCAGCAUGUUCUUCUCGAAGGCACGCUUCUCAAGCCUAACAUGGUCACUCCAGGUUCUGAUAGCCCAAAGGUAGCACCUGAGGUGAUUGCUGAGUACACAGUGACGGCGCUACGCAGAACUGUUCCGCCAGCAGUGCCAGGCAUUGUGUUCUUGUCUGGGGGGCAAAGCGAGGAGGAAGCAACACUGAACCUCGAUGCAAUGAAUAAGCUUAAGGUGUUGAAACCAUGGACUCUAUCGUUCUCUUUCGGCCGAGCACUGCAAAAAAGCACACUCAAAACAUGGGCUGGAAAGAAGGAGAACGUUGAGAAAGCUCAAGAGGUGUUCUUAGUUAGGGGCAAGGCCAAUUCAGAGGCAACUCUUGGCAAGUAUGGUGGAGGAGGUGCUGGUGGGUUGGCUUCAGAGAGCUUGUAUGAGAAGGGUUACAAUACCAAGUUUGGAAGUUAUGGUCUUCUUCUCUUGGUUUUAUCCAAUUUCUUGUACUAUAAGUCUGCCAUGGUAGGAAAAGCUAAAACAGCAAAGUUGAAGCGCGACAGAAGUCUCAGGAAUUCUGACUCUAGGACCGAUAUAGAGGAAGAUGAUCACGUCAAGAGCAGCAGCCCCAACGAAGGAGAGAAUGCAGCAGAUGAGGAUCAAGGGAACAACAAAGCUACCUCUCGUGAAGAAGGAGAGGAUUCAAUCAUGAAGUCUACUCUUCUGGAAAUCUUGAAGAAAGCUACAAAUGCUUGUAAUGCAGAGAAUAUUUCGUAUUGGCAUGAAAUAUUGGUGAAGAAAAUGGAAGAUGAACUCAAGGAGUACAGAGCAGUUCGUGAUGAAGAGUUGAGGAAAGCAAAAGAAACAUGCGAAGAAGAAUUCAAGAACAAGCUGAAAAUCAUGGAGGAAAAGUUAGAGGCCAAGUUUGAUGAGGAUAGGCGCAAUUGGGAGAAGGAGAGAAGGAUUCUGAAAGAGAAAUAUGAGAUGAUGCGAUGGACAUAA
Dovyalis caffra is the source of this 1614-nucleotide messenger RNA. The record is from the annotation of a GenBank genome assembly. NCBI's taxonomy places the organism in Eukaryota, Viridiplantae, Streptophyta, Magnoliopsida, Malpighiales, Salicaceae.